GUCCAAGAGAACACAUCAAAACGGCAGUGCACAUGCAGCAGCAACAUCAGUCACAGCAGCAGAAGCAGCAGCAGUCGUCGUCGUCGGUCGGUACAGUGUGGUUGCUACGAUGCGAAAGCUAAGCCUGAGUACGGGCGCAGGUAUGUCACGACAAUCGAAGAGUGUGCCGCAGGCAAAGAAGGUGAUGCCACCGGCCGUCCCCGAUAUGUAUGGGAAGAUCGGGAUGAGUAAUGGGGGCGGCGGUGGUGGUCCACCAACAGCAGUGAUCUAUGACACCGGUGAUGGUGCGGGCCGGAACGGUGGUACGGCAGUGGUAGCUGGGACGGUUAUACUGGAGCAUCACCAACAUCAUCAUCCAACGACGAUGGAAGUCCCCGGACCAGUUGCAUCCCAAACUGGUGGAUCGAGUGUCGGGGUGAGUGGUAGUGGUGCUGGUGGCAGCGGUGGUGGAGGACAGGUAGGAACAGGGGCAUCAGCAACAGCACCUUCCAGCUUGAUGUUACGUUGCGGUCCGGAUGGUAUCGUAGAUUACGGUUUAGACGAUCAGGGAAUCGACUUGACCCAAUCGCCCGGCCGGGAUAGUCCGGUAUCGUUGUCCGGAUCGGCCGGUUCCGGGUCACGCCAUUCGACGGCUAGUCUGGAUUCGGGGCGUGCCUCUUCCUAUCUAACUGGCGCUUCCAAUUCGUCCAAUCGUAGUGUGAGCGGUGUGGGAAGUUAUGGCGUCCUUUCGUCGCCACGCUGCUCCGUUAGUUCCUGCUCGAUCGGAUCGGGCAGUGGUGGUGGCCCAACCGGAGCCGGUGGGUGUAGUCAUCGGCUUAGCAACCACUCAUCCAGCGGCAGCCGUACCGAUCACGACGUCAUCUCCGAAUGGCUGAUGGAGAUACACUUUCACGAGUACACUUACCUAUUUCUCGAGGCCGGUUACGAUCUGCCAACGAUCGCGCGAAUGACACCGGAAGAUUUGACGGCGAUUGGUAUCCGCAAGCCGAACCAUCGCGAACGGCUGAAGCGGCACAUCGAUGCGUUGAAGUUGCCGGACGCACUGCCCGGUUACGUGCCCGGCUCGAUCGACGAAUGGUUACGGUUGCUUCGGCUGGAAGAGUACGUACAGCCACUGCUAGCCCAAGGCUAUCAAACCGUGCACGACGUGACCCAGCUGACUUGGGAAGAUCUCGAAGACAUCGGUAUCGUGAAGUUGGGCCAUCAGAAAAAAAUUCUUCUCGCCAUCAAGCGCGUGAAGGACAUCAUCAGUGGGAAGAUGAUGGGCCUGACAGGACCGUACGGACUGUCACCAACGGUUGCACCAAGAUCACCUGCAGCCGGACACGUGCGAGCGACGCAUUACGACGACCUGAGCAUCGGAUUGCGGUCCACCGAUUCGGCGAAACAACACCAACACAAUCUUGCGGUGGCCGGCUCGUACAGCACCUUUCUGCGGCAGCAAUCUGCAACUCAGCCUCCACCACCACCAUCGGCGCUAAUGGCUGCGGCCGGUAGUGGUCACGUCAACACGCACCACCAGAUGAUCACGUACCCUCACGUACAUUUUGACGGUACGCAAGCGAUUUACCGACGCAGCUCGUACGAUGACAGUGACAUAACGCCGACGAACGAGAAGUCUUCCGCGCUGAUCGCACUGUCGGAGGAUCACCAUCAUCAUCAGUUCGCUGGAACGCAGCAGGCCUGGAUGAUGCCACAAACGCAUCAGCAACAGUUUGUCCAACAGCAGCAGCAUCUGCAUCAGCAGCAACAUCCACAGCUAGUUCCGCACGCCCCGUACUUCCAGGGCGGUGGUACACUUCCGCGGCAACAUCAGCGCAACUGCUAUGGCGUCCGAUUGGCACUGCUCGGAGGUCCACCGACAGCGGCAUCGACCGGUAUUCGCCCAAUUGCGAAGAUAGUCGCCAAUAACUUGAAGCUUCCCGCACCUACCCUGGUGGACGGUGGUGUGGCUAGUGGUGGUGGUGCACUGGAACAGGGAGACGGUUCAGACCCGACCACUUAUCCGGUGCCGAUGCCGAUGCCUCCCCUGCUAGGGCAGAUAGAAAACGUCGAGAUGGCUACGGCAGCUCUGGACGCGAUGCAUUUUUCCAACUACACCAGCUCGCCUUACGCCGUCCAGCACCAUCACCUGCAUCAUCACACGCUGACGCUCGUGACGAAGGAGUCAUCCGGUACGCCGGGUACCACCGCCGUUCCCAAUGCUGCCGUAUCUGCUAUUGGCCAACAGCAGACACAACAGCAACAUCAGCAACCCAUCUAUCACAACACACACCAGUCGAUGCUGUUACAGUCGCACUCCCAGCAGCAACUUCUCCACCAUCAUACGCCCUCAUCCUCGACCCAAUCGACUCCAUCGCCCCCAACUCUAGGGCAUCAUCCUUCUCCGGCAUCAUCACAUCUUCCACACGCUUACGGUGGUGUGUAUGCGGGCCAAACACUCCAAACAACGGUCGAGGUGCAUAAGGUGUGCGGUGGCGGUCAGCAUGAUAACAAAUCCAACUCGAGCCUCGAAUCGAUCGAUCAGAUACCGUUUGCGAACGAGAAUGCGGGCACGAUCAAGCAGCGGUCGAACCGGAUUGAGCCCCAGUAUCAGCCGGGUGGUCCACCCGCACAACAACAUCCACUACUGUUGCCGACGCUGUCCUCCUCCUCGUCCUCUUCUUCCUCGUCGCUGACAGGUUCGAUAACGACGACGCUGGCAACAUCGGGCUGCCUACAGCAGCUGUCACCGUCGACCACACAGCCACAGGUGCAGACAAUCGUUGGCGGUGGUUCUAGCAACCCUGCUUCGACACCUGCACCGACAACAGCAGUAGCAGCAGCUCCAUCAGCAUCCGUUCCGACAGCGGACGAACCAGCAGCAGCAGCAGCAGCAGCCUCGCAGGACAUAUUCGGCACCAACGUGCUGAACGAUAUCGGUAACAUGCUAGCGAACCUAACGGACGAGCUCGACGCCAUGCUGGAAGAGGAAAAGUGUGCCGGCAUCAGUGAUAAUGAGUAA
Messenger RNA from Anopheles maculipalpis, 3004 nucleotides. RefSeq lists its product as uncharacterized. The transcript has a single exon. The record is from RefSeq and is a predicted model, not a curated record. Gene Ontology annotation, biological process: cell surface receptor protein tyrosine phosphatase signaling pathway; axonogenesis. The coding region runs from base 110 to 3004 and encodes 964 amino acids. Gene Ontology annotation, cellular component: axon; focal adhesion. Gene Ontology annotation, molecular function: protein phosphatase binding; signaling adaptor activity. NCBI's taxonomy places the organism in Eukaryota, Metazoa, Arthropoda, Insecta, Diptera, Culicidae.